Molecule: messenger RNA, 4464 nt
Organism: Labrus mixtus (cuckoo wrasse)
Lineage: Eukaryota; Metazoa; Chordata; Actinopteri; Labriformes; Labridae
Product: oxysterol-binding protein-related protein 10
Exons: 13
Coding region: 240-2606 (788 amino acids)
Cellular component (GO): cytosol; intracellular membrane-bounded organelle; membrane
Molecular function (GO): cholesterol binding
Source: RefSeq, a predicted model, not a curated record
ACCCACAGAGCCACACACACAGCUGCAGGAGAACACACAGCUCCAGCGGGGGAAUAUGUCAGCUCUGUCACUCGACGAGGGACGCAGCGUGGACACUGUACACCCACUGCCUCUACUUUAGGUCGGCACACAAACAUCUCCCUGGUGCUGCUGCUGGUCCAUCCCCGUCCCCUCCUUCCUCCUUCCUCCUCAUUCCUCCUCCUCCUCCUCCUCCUCAUCUUCACCGUCCCGUCGCCAGGAUGGACAAGACGCUCUGCAGUCCGCAGCUCGUCACCAAGAAAUCAAACUCUUCCUCGUCGGACCUCGGGAACUCGUCGUCGAGGAAGCCCGGGAGGACCGGCUCGCACAGCCCGGGAUCCGGCUCCCUGGGCGGGCCGGCCGGAGGAGCAGGGGGCGGCCGGGGAGCCGUGCUGCUGGGGAACAGCAUGAAUCUGCAGCAGCAGCAGCAGCAGACGAGGAGGAGGCAGCUGGAAGGAGUGCUGAGCAAAUACACCAACCUGAUCCAAGGCUGGCAGAACAGGUACUUUGUGUUGGAUCCAGAGUUGGGACAGCUGCAGUACUUUGUCAACGAGCAGGGGAGAAGCCAGAAGCCCCGCGGGUCACUGCCCCUGAUCGGUGCCUCGGUAACCCUGAGCGACGAGGCUCCCAACAUGUUCGUCGUAAACUCUGUGAAUGGAGAGCUGUACAAACUCAGAGCGUCCGAUGCCAAGGAGCAGCAGUUUUGGAUCAGUCAGCUCCAAGCAUGUGCCAGACGUCACUCUGACAGCAGUGCCAAGGUGAGGAAGCUGAAGGACUCAGACGAACACCUGAGUGUUGACAGAGCUGGAGGAGGCCAGGACGCACUGGGCUCGUCCACCGGUCGGACCCGUAGCUUCUCUCUCCUCCCCCACCUCACGCCAUCUUCGUCCCCGGGUUCUCAGAGGCACCUGAGCCACACGGCCUCGCCCGGCAACAUCGUCACCAUCACCCACCACAAAUCUCCGGCUGCUGCUCGGCGGGCCAAGAGUCAGUACCCAGGACGGCUGCUGGAGGUCAAAGAGGUGAUGGCUCAAGCAGAGGGCCAGCAGAAGAACCUGGUCCAGUCCAUCGACUCUCUUCCCACCAGAGGCCCUCUCUCCUGUCUGGACCAGGACCUGUUGCUGCUCAAAGCCACAUCGGCUGCCACACUAAGCUGCCUGGGAGAGUGCCUGAACAUCCUCCAACAGACUCAGAGCCACAGCCAGGCACCACAUCACUGUCAGAGCUCCGAUAGCAACUUCACAUCCCACGAAGCACCCUCCGAUGGUGUUCCUGUGUGGACUGUACCAAAGUCGCCCUCAGGGGAGCUGUUGAAGAACGGAGGUCUGACCCCUCUACGAUCAGCCGAGCCCUCUCCGACCUUCAGGAAAAGGAGUCUGUCCCAUGGUGCUGAGCACCAUCCAGGGCUUGAAGACAUCAGCCCCAGUGACGAGGUGACAGAUACGGAGGACAAUGAAGAGGAGGACCUGGGUGUCCUGGACGACCAGCGGAGCAUCAUCCUCCACCUGCUCUCCCAGCUCAAACUGGGCAUGGACCUCACCCGGGUGGUGUUGCCAACAUUUAUUUUGGAAAAGCGAUCACUUCUGGAGAUGUACGCUAACUUCAUGGCCCACCCCGACAUGUUCCUGUCCAUCACAGCCGGGGCCACAGCCGAGGACAGGAUCGUACGCUUUGUGGAGUACUACCUGACCGCCUUCCACGAGGGCCGCAAAGGAGCCGUGGCCAAGAAGCCGUACAACCCGGUGCUGGGAGAGACCUUCCACUGUUCCUGGGAGGUGCCCCGGGACAAAGUCAAACCUUUGGUCAGAUCCAACCAGGGCUCCUCGUGGGAGCAGCAGGACGAGGAUUCCCCGGGGGAAUGCUACAGGGUCCGCUUUGUGGCCGAGCAGGUCUCCCAUCAUCCACCGGUGUCGGGUUUCUACUGCGAGUGUCAGGAGAGGAGGAUGUGCGUCAAAGCUCACGUGUGGACCAAAAGCAAGUUCAUGGGGAUGUCUAUAGGAGUGUCCAUGGUGGGGGAAGGGGUCCUCUGUCUCCUGGAACACGAUGAGGAGUACGUCUUCACGUUACCCUGUGCCUACGCCCGCUCCAUCCUCACCGUGCCCUGGGUGGAGCUGGGCGGAAAAGUCUCCAUCAACUGUGCCAAGAGCGGCUACUCGGCCACUGUCACCUUUCACACCAAGCCGUUCUAUGGAGGGAAGGUUCACCGAGUGACGGCAGAGGUCAAGCACAACCCGACCAACACCAUCGUGUGUAAAGCUCAGGGCGAGUGGAACGGCACGCUGGAGUUCACCUACAGCAGCGGAGAAACCAAAGUGAUCGACACGACAAAACUACCCGUCACCAGAAAGAAGCUCCGGCCUGUGGACAGACAGAGCAGGAUGGAAUCCAGGCGGUUAUGGCAACAUGUCACCAAGUCUCUGAAGGAAGGGAACAUGGACGAGGCCACAGAGCACAAACACAGACUGGAGGAGCGACAGAGAGGAGAGGAGAGGCAGAGAGCGGCUGAUAACAAACCCUGGACUCCAAAAUACUUCACCAAAGAGGGAGACGGUUGGACCUACAACAGUCCGAUGUGGAAGUCGACCUGAAAGCAGCACAUCUCUCUCCUCCAGCGGAAAAUAAGUGAUCUCCUGCCUCUCCACGCUGAGUCAGCGGUCAGGACGUCAAACACAGGGAGCCGAGUCCUCCUGGACUACAGACUCCCAGAGUGACACACUAACAGGAAGAUGCAAGGUGCCAAAAGGGAUCUCCACUGUUAUAACCAGGACCAAGCGGUGGGAGCUCUUGGGACAAAAGUCGAUUUUUAUAAAUAGUAUUACUAUUCAAAGUAGAGUAUUUCUAUUUUUCACCUUGCCAAGGCCUUUUUUGCACACACACACACACACACACACACACACACACACACACACACACACACACACACAGACAGACACACACACACACACACACACACACACACACACACACACACACACACAGACAGACAGACAGACAGACAGACAGACAGACAGACAGACAGACAGACACACACACACACACACAGACACAGACAGACAGACAGACAGACAGACAGACAGACACACACACACACACAAACACACACAGUGAUGAUGUUUUCCACAGGUUUUUUUUUUUUUUAAUGUUUUCUCGGACAGUGUCAAUGUUUGGUUCUAAGCUUUUAGUUCAAAAUGCAGCGUUAGAAUGAAUAUAUACAUAAAAAAGUUCCUUGUUACACAUAAUACUGUAGCUGUAAAUGAGUUGUUUAUAAAAGCACUUUUCCCAUAGAUUUAAUAAACUAAAUAUUUUAUAUCUAUGGCUUUUACCAGUCAGGGUGGUCUCUCAGAGCUUUACAGGAAAUAAGGACACCUUAAAUAAAUCUUAACAUGAAAUAUAAACCAACAGGUAAAACAUUAGAUUGUGUGUUAGUAUGAAGUAAACUUCUAGAAAGUGAUUGUUUUGUCUGCACUAUGAAUGUAUUUGGGCACAUUUACACAAGAUAGGAUACUUCUUUUCCAUCUUUUACUGUUACUACUACAUCAUGUUUUGCCCUUUCUUUUUGAAGGUCUCUCAAAAUAUUAUAAUCUCCAACAGGUGAGACGCAGACCUUUUACAUUUCCAUUACUACCUCUCGUAUUCAGCUGUUCCAGCCAUUAGCCACAUAUUAUUCCAAGAGAGAAACAUGAGUUUGUUUGUGGCAGAGUCCUCACUCUUUGAAUCUUUUCUUUCCUUUGUUUUUGUAUCUGUGCCCCUCAGUUGGCUCUUAGCCUGUACCUCCUGAAGUUCAUACUUCUUGUUUUUGAAUAUGGAUGAGGAGAGCUCGCAGAAACACACAAACAGGCGCUCUAAUCUAGGGGUUAAUUGAAGGUUUAAAAACACAUUUCAAGGUUUAUAUUUGGGCUUUCUUUGCCUUUAUGGUGGGAAAUAAGGAGCCCCAGGUUGGAUUUGAACCCCGGGCCGCCCACUUUGAGGACUAUGGUCUCUGUCCAUGGGGCGCGUGCACUAACCACUAGGCUACCGAUUGCUGGAAUGUUUUUUUUCUUCGAAGAUGAGUGGAUAAUCUCCCAGAAUAACAAUCCCUGAGACCUGGGGUAACCAGCCAAACUGAAGGUUUUAAAGAUCUAAACUUUGAUCCAUUUCAUUGGAUUCUUGACUGAAAACUUAUUUUGUCUUUUUGCCGUAUAGUUUUUUUUAAUUUAAUGUCCCGACUGCCUGCUUUCAGUUGAAAUACUCAGAUUCAGUAUUUAAAGCCAGAUGCCUCUUUGUAGCGUACGUCAUUUCCAUGACAACAUGAAGGACAGACCUGGUUCAUUACGGUUUGAUGACACUCGCCUUACAUGAUACUUACAGAUUUCUUUUUUUUUUUUAUAUAUAUAUCUUAAAAAGGAUUCACUGAAGUAGAAUAUGAUUGUGAUAAAAGAGGAACAUAAAUAAAGACCUUCUACUUUU